GUUCAGUAUUUAAACUCGAUGACGGACCAUGCGUGAACGCUGCUCGCGUUACUUAUGUUAUUUUCCCUCGUAACACACAAUUUCGCAUCUUACCACACCUUCAAGGGCUUCUCUAAAAAAAGAAAAAAGAGAGAUCCGGAAACAUGAGGACUACAGUUCUUCUUGUGGGGCUGUUGGUCGCAGUGGCAGGUGCUUUUGAAGACUGGCCACUUAUGUGUAUUUCCAACCCUCCGAUGCAGUUAGUUGCGGGCAUUACCAACGUCUCCGUAACGAAUGAGAAUUUCUUUGAGAGGAAAUGCCGUGCGCUCCUGGAGUUCGCGGAUCCAGACUUUGCGCCCGUCACUUACUCCUUCACAUCUACCUCCCCUUGUCCAGGUUCACGGGAGACCAACUUGCCAAUACCCCUUGGCUCGCCUAAUGGAGACGCGCGUGUCAUCUGGCAAUGCCACCAUUCCUCGUCUUGUAACCUUGCCGUUAUUUCCAAUGGAACACGCAGCCGGUCGCUCAUCCCCGAACAGAAUGGCACUAUAGCCUGUUUACCUUUGGGUUUUGGUGCGAAUACCAGUAGCUUAUUCAGCCAACUGCCUCAAUCUUCAUCUGUCACAGGUAUCCCAAUAUCAGCCGCUACGUCUAAAUCUUCUCUUGAUUGGAAUUCUACCAAUACAACCAAUCGGACCACCCCCACCCCCACGGUGACUCCUGAUGUUAACUCUGCGACACAAGUUUCGAUUCCGUCAUGGAAAAUAUUCACCAUCACGCACACUAUCACGACACUGUUGACCACCACCUUAACGUCCUAAAACGUGUAUUUGAGUUGAAUUUGCCCCAGAGAUACCUAGGUAGUCCGAAUGUGUUGGUGUUUUCCAUAUUAGGAUCUCUAGCGUGAUUUGUUAUAAUGCAAUCUCUUUGAUAAACAUAGGUAUAACCCUGGCUUGGAUUUAUCUCUUGAUGUGACCUAUAGAAUGCUCCCCUUGACGUAUGCUCAUAUAGGGCAGUAGAGA
Molecule: messenger RNA, 1001 nt
Organism: Annulohypoxylon truncatum
Lineage: Eukaryota; Fungi; Ascomycota; Sordariomycetes; Xylariales; Hypoxylaceae
Exons: 3
Coding region: 144-800 (218 amino acids)
Source: RefSeq, a predicted model, not a curated record